AUGGAUUUGGUUGAUGUGUGUUGGUACAGAUUAACAACACCAGACAAUCCAAUGGUGAUUACUGCAAGUAUUGGUGGGAAAGGACAAAUUGAUUGGAAAAAUGCUAGGCAGUUACUUUUUCUAGAAUUUACUAAACACAAAAGAUUCUGUCAAAGAAUUAGCAAGUUGAAUGGUUAUUAUAUUCUAGAGUCUGUUCAAAUGAAUAUUGAUAACCAUAUUAUCAUUGAUACUACAGCAUUUAAAUCGUAUGAGCAAUAUAUAAACAUACUAGAAAAAUAUAAAUCAGCUCCAUUAGACACUGAUAAACCUCAAUGGAAAAUAUACUUGUAUACUAAUGUAAUGAAUGAAUGGAGAAUUCUAGCAAGAGUUUCUCAUUGUUAUUGUGAUGGAAUGGCUGCAAUGAGAUUAUUGAAAGAGUCUACACAGCAUAUAUCUUCAAUUAUUUUUAAUGAAGAGCCAAAUUAUCAUUUUUUGGAUAUAAAUAAACAAAUACCUAAAUUAUCAAGUCUGGCAACUAAACAACAACCAGCAACAAUUAUUAAAAGACUCUGUAGAAUUUUAAUAAUCCCUUAUUACAUGGUUAAAUCCUUUUUUGUCAGAGGAGAUUUUACCAAAGAACUAAGGAAACCAUUGAGUGGAAAGCAAUUAGUUUUUUGGAAGAAACUUGAUUCAAUUGAAAAUAUUAAAUCAAUUGCAAGGUGUUAUGAUGGUACAUUAAACUCAUUAUUAUUCUCUUGUUUGAACAUUAGCUAUUCAAACAUAUUAAAAAGAAAAGGGAGUUCAAGCAAACAAUUACAAUUCUAUAUUGCAACUAAUCUAAGACCUUUUGAACCUCAAAUCAAACUAGGUAAUAAUAUUGGACUGUUAUUAAUGAAAUUACCAUUACAAGAAACAGACUUAAACUCCCUUGUCAAGUAUAUGAAAAAACAAUUAGACAACGCAAAGGAAAGUAUGGAGGCUUAUUCUUAUUAUCUUCUUCAAUGUCUUGUUGGACUACUUCCUGAUUGGAUGGAAUCAAUUGGUAUUAAAAUUGUAUCACAAAAAGCUACAUUAAAUGUAACUACAUUACCUGGACCACAAGACAAAGUGAAUUUUUUCGGUUCUGAAGUUGAUGAUUUUAUUGGGUUUGUCCCCCACUUAGGGACAACAGGUAAUGGUAUUAGUUUUAUUGGAAGUGGUGGUGAUCUUUUUGUUAGUUUUGCUGUUGAUAGUAAUUUAGAUAUAGAUCCAAAAAAACUUUAUGAGAAUUUUGAAUCUGCAUAUCAUCAAUUCUCUUCAACCAAAGAAUAUAACAAAUUGUUGUGUUAUCAUUAA
Entamoeba nuttalli P19 is the source of this 1314-nucleotide messenger RNA. RefSeq lists its product as hypothetical. Gene Ontology annotation, cellular component: plasma membrane. Lineage: Eukaryota; Evosea; Mastigamoebida; Endamoebidae. The record is from RefSeq and is a predicted model, not a curated record. Gene Ontology annotation, biological process: triglyceride biosynthetic process. Gene Ontology annotation, molecular function: long-chain-alcohol O-fatty-acyltransferase activity; diacylglycerol O-acyltransferase activity. Bases 1 to 1314 code for a protein of 437 amino acids. The transcript has a single exon.